CUUCGGAGGGAAGGCAUUUAUAUGGAGGAGGCUUGGGGGAAGUCUCCUGCAGAAGGUAGAACUCUCCGCUGAAAGUUAAAGGGAAGCCAGGAGUCAGGGACAGAUAGAUGAGUGAGAGAGCUGCGAGCAAGAGUAUAGACGCCCUUGCACCAGGAGCAAGGAGGAAGUGGGCUGCUUAGGAAGGACUUAAACUUAAGUCCCAAACCCGGGAGGGUUUUUCCUUCCACUUGUGGAGUUUCCUGGUUGCCUUCCAGAAUACCGGGCGCAGAACUAUCCAGGCUUAGGGGAUGCCGGUUUGACAAGUGUCACGAUGGAUCUUGUACUGAAUGUUGCAGAUUAUUAUUUUUUCACGCCAUAUGUAUAUCCAAGUACAUGGCCAGAGAAUGAAAUCAUCCGACAAUCUAUCAGUCUUCUAGUUGUAACAAAUCUUGGUGCUUACAUUUUAUAUUUCUUUUUUGCAACUCUGAGCUAUUAUUUUAUCUUUGAUCACUCAUUGAAGAAACAUCCACUUUUUUUAGAGAACCAAGUAUGUCGAGAGAUUAAGUAUACUGUCCAAGCACUGCCAUGGAUAAGUAUUCCCACAGUUUUAUUGUUUCUGGCAGAGGUCAGAGGUUACAGCAAACUGUAUGACAACAUAGAAGAUUCAGCAUAUGGUUGGCUUGGAGUCAUUUUUAGUAUGGUGUCCUUCCUCUUCUUUACGGAUAUGGGUAUCUACUGGAUUCAUCGGGGCCUUCAUCAUAAACUUGUAUAUAAGUUUUUACAUAAGCCUCAUCACGUUUGGAAGAUUACUACUCCAUUUGCAAGUCAUGCUUUUCACCCAAUGGAUGGCUUCCUUCAGAGUCUGCCUUAUCAUAUAUACCCUUUCAUCUUUCCAUUACACAAAGUGGUUUAUUUAGGCCUGUACAUCUUUGUGAAUGUCUGGACAAUUUCCAUUCAUGAUGGUGACUUCCGAGUUCCAAAAUGCUUAGAAGCAGUUAUUAAUGGCUCAGCCCAUCACACAGAUCACCACCUGUACUUUGAUUAUAACUAUGGCCAAUAUUUCACAUUGUGGGAUAGAAUUGGAGGCUCUUUUAAGUAUCCUUCUGCUUUUGAAGGCAAGGGACCACUAAAUUAUUUGAAGACAAUAACUGAAGAAAAAUUAAAUGGCCAUGCAGGAAAUGGUUGCAAGAAUGAACAGUUUUUCAGUGGAGAGAGUUUAAAGACUAAGUAGAUUGUUGCCCAAUCACUGCUAAAUAGCAACAUCUGGUAAAGAAAAACCUAUUCAACAAGCAGCCAAGGGAUAUCAUCAAGUUGAACUCUUCUGUCAUUUAAGAGUUUGUACUUUCAGUGCAACUGUGAUAUAUAUGAUCAUGGUGAUGGAUUCCAGCAGGAUGUUGUGAACACCAAAACAUGGACUCCACAGUUCCAACACUAGAUAUUGGACUAAGGUUUCUCUUAACUAUCUGUUUCCUGCUGGAAAAGCUGUGGUAUGAUCAUAGGGCCUCAAAAAAUGUACAGAAAGAAAAUGAUAAAGGGUAGCAGGGUUGAUUGUAUAUAAUGUACCUUAUGCUGCUGUUCAAUGAGGAAGACUAAUUUUGUUUAAAAACAAAAUUUAGUAUCAUAACAAAGCUUUUAAUCUAAAGGAGGAAAGCCUUAUUGUGGCAAUAUUAAUUGGUCUAUCAAAAAAUGGGGUGAUUACAUGCAGUGUCUUUGUGAAGUUACAUAUUCUGGUAUUUAAAAUUGGCAACUAAAUAAUGUAAGCUAAUUAAUAGCCAGUGUAACAAGAUUUGUCAUCCUCCCAUACCAAGGAAAUUCAUUUUGGAGGAUAGUGCCAUAAGUAAAGUUAAUAGGACUCUGUCUUUUACAGUGAAGUGAAUAAACAGAAUUUUUUUUUUUCCUAAAUUGAAACUACCCAGAUUUUAUUUAUAUGACUCAUCCAGGCUUAAGAUGACAUAAAUAAAACUUUCAGGUGUUUUUAAAAAUUUAAAACAAUAAUCAUUUUGAUUUAAUGCUUGAAUCUGAAUGUACUAUAAAAAAGUGAAAUUUGUUAUCCGAAUAUAUAUUUGACAGUACUAAUUUUAUAUUAAAUUGAUGCACUGCACUUUUGAUAUGUGUCAAAGCUACAUACCUGCAAUUUUCUAUAAAAUGGACAAAAAUUCUAAAUAAAUAGCCAAUGUGGAAGAUUGAUUUUGCAAUUAAGCCAUUCCCCCAAAAAAGUUUUAGGUGAAUACUGUGCAUGGUAAAAUAAAUAUGGUUUGCAAAAACAUUCUAUGCAACUAUUUGUAUAAAUGUCAAUAAAAAUUAUACAUUGUCAUCAAACUCAUCUAAUUAAAUUUUCUCACAACAUCAAGGACUUAGGAGUUCUGUGGUUUUUGUGUAAAUUUGAAGAAUAAGCAGCAUGAAAUGUUAAAGAUGUGCACAGAUGCCAAAUGUUUAAAAUGCAUAGGCAUUCAAUUUUGAUUGUAUUUUUUUCAAUGUUUACUUAGCUAUUAUUUGAGCAGCAGAAUUUGGGAUAAAUCAUAAAAUUUUGUGCUUGGUUAGAGAAGCUUUGUUUUGUUUUAAUC
Molecule: messenger RNA, 2543 nt
Organism: Sarcophilus harrisii (Tasmanian devil)
Lineage: Eukaryota; Metazoa; Chordata; Mammalia; Dasyuromorphia; Dasyuridae
Gene: SC5D
Product: sterol-C5-desaturase
Exons: 5
Coding region: 311-1210 (299 amino acids)
Molecular function (GO): iron ion binding; oxidoreductase activity
Source: RefSeq, a predicted model, not a curated record